AUGUCUGACCAUACGGACCACACCAUAUCGCAAGACCAUAAAGCAAAGCUCCAUCGCAUCGGAGAAGGAUUCUGCGGGACUGUGUGGGCCGCAACUAGUGACGACAAGGAAAUCUCAGCUGCAUGGGUCUUCAAGAGAGAAGACGGCGGUCCUUCACGUUCUCUCCAUAAUGACUACCGCAUGCACCGUCGUAUCCUGAAUUCGCAUCCCAUCCUUCGGUUCUGUGACGAGGAGGCUGCUGGUGGAAAGAUACUGUCCUCCAGACUUGCGGCCCGAGAUCUUGUCCAGCGAUACCAACAGAAGUUGCCUCAUUCGACCCUACCUUGGUCGCAGGGGGAUACAACGGACAUCCGAGCCCGGGUGCUGUAUGCCAGAGCUAUGGCUGAAGCACUGGCCACCAUCCAUUGGCUUGGACAAAUGGAUGGCAAUGAUAUAGAAUUUGUCCUAGCUCCGCCUCCUGCUGAUGGCACGCACGAAGGUGACACCUGGGUGAACAUCCUAGGUCCACACGCUCUGUGGAUAUUGGAUUUCGACCUUGUUCGUAUCAUCACAAUGAAUGAGCACGGUGUCUUACAGGCUGUGACAGCUUUUCAGAGAAAUGAUCCCUUUUAUCCUCGACCUGGUCGUGGAUCUAUUCUGUGGGAGGUGUUUCGAAAACAGUAUUUGAGCACCAGCCAUGACUGCAUUACCACUGUGAUGGAUGGCAGUGGACAGCGGGAAAGACUUGCACUGUCUCAGAGAUUCAUCGAGAUUCUUGAGGUGGAGGGACCGUAG
Messenger RNA from Aspergillus terreus NIH2624, 774 nucleotides. Its product is annotated as zinc finger protein. Bases 1 to 774 code for a protein of 257 amino acids. The record is from RefSeq and is a predicted model, not a curated record. The transcript is spliced from 3 exons. Lineage: Eukaryota; Fungi; Ascomycota; Eurotiomycetes; Eurotiales; Aspergillaceae.